AUGGCUGAAGCAUCUGCUCAUUUUUCCUUCCCAAAGGAAGAAGAGAAUGUUUUGGCAUUAUGGAACGAAAUUGAUGCCUUUCACAGGUCUAUGGAAUUAACUAAGGAUAAACCAGAAUUUUCUUUCUUCGAUGGUCCUCCAUUUGCUACUGGUACCCCUCAUUAUGGUCACAUUUUGGCCUCUACCAUUAAGGAUAUUGUUCCAAGAUAUGCCACCAUGACUGGCCACCACGUUGAAAGACGUUUUGGUUGGGAUACACACGGUGUUCCAAUUGAACAUAUUAUUGACAAGAAGUUGGGUAUCAAGGGUAAGGAAGAUGUCUUCAAGUAUGGUCUAGAUAACUACAACAACGAAUGUAGAGCGAUUGUUAUGACUUACGCCGACGAAUGGAGAAAGACUAUUGGUCGUCUAGGUCGUUGGAUUGACUUUGACAAUGAUUACAAGACUAUGUAUCCAUCCUUUAUGGAAUCUGUAUGGUGGGCUUUCAAGCAAUUGCAUGAAAAGGGUCAAGUCUACAGAGGUUUCAGAGUCAUGCCAUAUUCCACCGGUUUGACAACCCCAUUGAGUAAUUUCGAAGCUCAACAAAACUAUAAGGAUGUUAACGAUCCAGCCGUUACCAUUGGUUUCAACGUUAUCGGUCAAGAAAAAACUAAACUUGUUGCCUGGACCACCACACCAUGGACUUUACCUUCCAACUUGGCUCUUUGUGUUAACCCUGAAUUUGAAUACGUUAAAAUAUAUGACGAAAACAAGGACUGUUACUUCAUCUUGUUGGAGUCUUUGAUUAAGACCCUGUACAAGAAGCCAGCUGCUGAAAAGUACAAGAUAGUUGAGAAGAUAAAGGGUUCUGAGCUUGUUGGUCUAAAAUAUGAGCCAAUUUUCCCAUACUUUUACGAGCAAAUGAAAGAAACAGCUUUCAGAGUUAUUGCUGGUGAUUAUGUUACUGCUGAUUCUGGUACUGGUAUUGUCCAUAAUGCUCCUUCUUUUGGUGAAGAGGAUUAUGCAGUUUGUUUAGAAAAUGGUGUUAUUAGUGAAGAUACUGUUGCGCCAAACCCAGUUGAUGACAACGGUAAGUUCACUUCCGAUGUCACUGAUUUCGCUGGUAUCUAUGUCAAAGAUGCUGAUAAGUUGAUUAUUAAGCACUUAACUGAAACUGGUAACCUACUACUAGCUUCUCAAAUUCGCCACUCUUACCCAUUCUGUUGGAGAUCAGACACACCUCUUUUGUAUCGUUCAGUUCCAGCUUGGUUUGUUCGUGUCAAGGAAAUUGCUCCAAAAAUGUUGGACUCUGUUAUGAAUUCUCAUUGGGUCCCUAACACCAUUAAAGAAAAGAGAUUUGCUAACUGGAUCGCCAAUGCUCGUGAUUGGAACGUUUCCAGAAACAGAUACUGGGGUACACCUAUCCCAUUGUGGGUCUCUGACGACUUCGAGGAAAUUGUCUGUGUGGGAUCCAUUGAGGAACUAGAGCAACUGAGUGGUGUCAAGAACAUUACGGAUCUACAUCGUGAUAAGAUUGAUCACAUCACUAUUCCAUCAAAAAUGGGUAAGGGUGAUUUGAAGAGAAUUGAGGAAGUUUUUGACUGUUGGUUCGAAUCUGGUUCUAUGCCUUAUGCUUCUCAACAUUAUCCAUUUGAAAAUACCGAGAAAUUUAGUGACAGAGUUCCAGCUAAUUUCAUUUCCGAAGGUCUUGAUCAAACAAGAGGUUGGUUCUACACCUUAAGUGUUUUGGGUACGCAUUUGUUUGGUGAAGUCCCAUAUAAGAAUGUUAUUGUUUCCGGUAUUGUCCUUGCCUCUGACGGUAGAAAGAUGUCCAAGUCUUUGAAGAAUUAUCCUGAUCCAAACAUCGUUCUAGAAAAGUACGGUGCUGAUGCAUUGAGAUUGUAUUUGAUCAACUCCCCAGUUUUGAAGGCAGAAAGUUUGAAGUUUAAGGAAGAAGGUGUCAAGGAAGUUGUUACUAAGGUUUUAUUGCCAUGGUGGAACUCUUAUAAGUUUUUGGAAGGUCAGCUUGCCCUUCUAAAGAAGACUUCUGAUGUUGACUUCAAAUACGAUCCAAAACUAUCUAGUGACAACGUCAUGGACAGAUGGAUUUUAGCUUCUAUGCAAUCUUUAGUUCAAUUUAUCCACCAAGAGAUGGCAGUCUACAAGUUGUACACUGUUGUUCCAAAGCUACUGCAUUUCAUCGAUGAGUUGACAAAUUGGUAUAUUAGAUUUAACCGUCGUCGUUUGAAGGGUGAAAAUGGUGUUGAUGACUGUUUGAAGGCUUUGAACACUUUGUUCGAUGCUCUUUUCACUUUUGCUCGUGCUAUGGCUCCAUUCACUCCAUUUUUAGCUGAUGGUAUCUAUCAAAGACUAAGAGCAUACAUCCCAGAAGAAGUCUUGGCUCAAUUUGGUCAAGACGGUAGGUCAGUACAUUUCUUAAGCUACCCAGAGGUUAGACAAGAACUAUUUGAUGAAGCCAUUGAAACUGCAGUUGGUAGAAUGCAGUCAGUUAUUGACUUGGGUAGAAACAUUCGUGAAAAGAAAACCAUUUCUUUGAAGACUCCAUUAAAAACUUUGGUUAUCCUGCACAGUGAUGAAACAUAUCUAAAGGAUAUUGAAGCCUUGAAAAACUACAUCAUUGAAGAACUAAAUGUCAGAGAUGUUAUUAUUACUACUGAUGAAGAGAAGUAUGGUGUUGAAUACAAGGUUGUUGCUGACUGGCCUGUUCUAGGUAAGAAGUUGAAGAAGGAUGCUAAGAAGGUUAAGGAUGCUUUACCAAAGGUCUCCAGUGAUGAAGUUAAACAAUACAUGGAAACAGGUAAGCUAGUAGUAGAUGGUAUCGAACUUGUCGCUGGUGAUUUGAACGUUAUUAGAGGUUUACCAGAAUCUGCUGCUGCUAACGGCCAAGAAACAAGAACUGAUCAAGAAGUUUUGAUCAUUCUGGACACAAAUGUGUAUGAAGACUUGAAAACGGAAGGUUUGGCCAGAGAGUUGAUUAACAGAAUUCAAAAAUUGAGAAAGAAAUGUGGCCUAGAGGCCACUGAUGAUGUUCUUGUUGAAUACGAAUUGGUAAAGGACACUAUAAAUUUUGAGGAUGUUGUCAAUACCCACAGAGACAUGCUAACGAAGACCUGUAGAUCUAACAUUGCCUUAUGUGAUGGUUCCAAGGAUCACGCUCUUGUUGACGAAGAACAAAGUAUCAAUGACACCAUCUUCAAAUUGAAGAUUUUCAAGUUAUAA
This is a messenger RNA of Nakaseomyces glabratus, 3219 nucleotides long. RefSeq names its product isoleucine--tRNA ligase ILS1 (gene ILS1). Gene Ontology annotation, molecular function: tRNA binding; aminoacyl-tRNA deacylase activity; isoleucine-tRNA ligase activity. Gene Ontology annotation, biological process: isoleucyl-tRNA aminoacylation. NCBI's taxonomy places the organism in Eukaryota, Fungi, Ascomycota, Saccharomycetes, Saccharomycetales, Saccharomycetaceae. The record is from RefSeq and is a predicted model, not a curated record.